UUAAAGUAUCUGUAAUGCGCAAGUCGCAUAAUAAAUACGUAGUCUGUAUUAUCACCAUGUACUCACAGCGUAGAUGGACGAUUAUCUCGAUAAGUAGGACAAUUGUAACAGAAAAACUUGGUUAGUCAAAAUUGUGGAAGGUAGACGAUUAUCUUGUUUUUAUAUGGCAGUUGAUAUGAAAGAGUUGAAGGAGAAAGGAUGCAUGAAGUCAGAUUUCUGAUGAACGUGGAGACAAAUAAAAUAUAAAUCGAGAAAAUGAGCUGGUUACGAAGUAGUCCCUUGAGAACUAGUUUCAGCAAGCAACGUUCAAGAGACUCUCCGCCAAAAGAUGCUGACCCGUCCGCUUGUUAUGACAGCUUCUGUAAACAUUGGCAACAAGCGUAUGAAAUCAUUUUACGUACAUCUCCACCCAAAGGAAUAUGUAAUCAAGAUGAUGUUCUUGGAGUUGUUAAUCAUGUAGAUCAGAUGAUAACGCUUUUAGUUUUAGAAUUGCGUGAUUUUAACUUUUACAAUAACUAUAGACAAUCUACGACAGCGACUCACUCCCCUUGUUUGGAAUAUUUAUUAAGUGAAAAUCUUCUUGUCAAACUUUAUGAUUGGAAUAAAUAUAGUGGAAGAUAUAAUAAUGCCGUUCGAUUGGAACAAUUAAAAAUAUAUGAACUUUUGGUAUCACAUAGUGGUACUCUUCUUGCCCAUGAACCAGUUGCCAGACCAUUGUUACGAUUACUUGAAGAUUGUGCAAAUGACAUUAUGCCGUUAGAAGUAGAAGGAAAAUUAGUAGUGUUGUUAAACCAAUUAUGUGUUGCCCUAAUGCAAAAUAUGGCGUUACUUGAUCUAUUUUUCCAUUCAACAGCAAUAGGAAAAAACAAAUUUAUUAUUUUUACAUUAUUGAUACCGUAUGUGCAUAGAGAAGCUGGAGUAGGACAACAAGCACGUGAUUCCAUGUUACUUUGCAUGUCUUUAUCAAAAAAAAAUGAUGAAGUUGGCUUAUAUAUUGCUGAUCAUUCUAACAUAUGUCCUGUAUUAGCUACUGGUUUAAGUGGGCUAUAUUCAUUACUACCAAGGAAAUUAGAUAUUGAAACAGAUGAUUGGCAUCGAUUAACACCAGAUGAUGUUAACGAUUUACCAGCAUUAAUGCACUUAAUGAAUUCUUUAGAUUUUUGUAACGCUGUCGCACAAGUCGCACAUCCUUUAGUACAAAAACAGUUACUUGAAUUUUUAUAUCAUGGCUUUUUGGUACCUGUGAUGGGACCAGCUUUAUUACAGGAUUCUGUUGAUUUGACCAUAGAACAGCUAGACGCACAAGAACAUUGGACAACAGUGGAUGAAUUAGUUGCAGCUACAGCUUAUUUUGAUUUAUUUCUUCGUUCUGUAACUGAACCUGGUCUGUUACGUUCAUUCGUUAGAUUUUUACUUGAAGAUAAUUAUGAUGAAUGCAGAAUAUUGGAUAGUCUUAUUCAAAGGAUAUCUUCUAGAUCACGGUUAUGUAUAGUAACAUUGGGACUAUUUGAAACUUUGGUCAAUUUAAAUUGUGAAGAUAUUAUGUUGGAAUUAUGUCUAGGUGCAUUAAGUCCUUGUUCUCAUGUAAUGCUUUCCCAACGUAGAAGAUUAAGAGAUAUAGAUCCUUUUGGACGUGCAGCUGAAAAAUUUCUGUCUUUGACGCCAACUUGUUGUUCACCGUUUACAUCUAUAAAUUCUCAAUUCAAUUCUUUACCAAACAAUGUAACAUAUGAAAAAUAUUCAAGCGUUGCAUCUGAAUCCUUGAAAUCAUUACCAGCAUCUAUAAAUUAUGGUGUUAGAUUAUCAGACAGCCUUUAUGGAAAUUAUCAUGCAUAUUUAUGUGAUGCUCGACAAAAAAUAAGAGCUUGUCGUAUUGCCUGUUCUAAUUGGUCAUAUAAAUAUAAUGGAGAAUUGCCAAAAGAUAGUACUACUAGCAGUGCAACUACUUUAAUAGAUGACAAUAUGUUAUUAGAUCAGCCUCAAAAGAAAAAAGAAACAAACAAAGCUUUGUCAUUAGAAACAUUAAAGCAAUCUGCACUUUUUAAUGAAAGUAAUGAAAACUCAUCAAUAGAUAAUAUGUUAAUUAAUAUUCAGUCUUUGCUGGAUGGAAAAGAUUUAAAUGCAAUAGAAAAGAAAGUACAAGUAGAACCUCUUGCAGCAACAGGCAUAGAAUUAUCAUUAGAAGAACAAGCAAAAUUAGAUGCGGAUAUUGCUGAAUUGUUAAAUGAAGAUAUUGGAAUAUCAAAUUCUCUUAAAGAAAUGUCAUUAAUAGAUAAAAAGGAGUUUGAUAGCGGUAUUGAUGAUUCAAACACUACUAUGAAUUCACUUUUAUCGUUGGGAGAAAGUAGCGGCUAUGAAAGCUUCGCAUUUAAAGGUUCAUCGCAAUCAACUCCAGAUAACGAACCUAGCGAAGAUCGAAUAAGCGAACAUGACGAAAUAGAAAUUGAAUCGAACAAAGAACAAAGUAUAUUUCUUCAUAGCAUCAUAGAAUCAAAUUUAAUUACACCAGAAGAAUUAACAAUGAAUAAACAGAGUAAAGAAAAUUAUCGUCAAGAUGUAUUUAAUGGACAACCAAAUGUCGGUAUAUUUUUGGACGUUCUUUUACGAAAACUCGAAUGUAUGACAAAUAAUAAUUUAUAUGUUAAUUUACAUUUAACUGGUCUUAUCAGUAGAUUGGCAAUAUAUCCACAGCCCUUGUUGCAAUCAUUUCUUUUAAAUCAUUCCCUAGUAUUUCAACCCAGUAUUAGAUCACUUUUUCAGGUACUUGCCUCUUUAAAACAUAAAAUAGACCAAUUUCUUUCACAACACAACAAUGUGGAUAUAUUGGUUGAACAAGCACGACUAUUUUUAAUUAAUCGCGAAGAUAAAUUAGUGAAUGCAAGGAAAAAUGCAUUAGAAGCUGCUGCUCAUUCUGCGCCUACUAAAAGAAAUUCUUUGAGUGGAGAAUCAUUUUCGAGAGUAUUUAAACGAUGUGAAAAUAAGAAAUGGAGUUUGACAUCAUCUUUUACACAAAUGCUUAAAAGAUCAAGUGGUAGUUCUGGUUCAAGUAGUUUAAUUAAUACUAUUAAUCAAUCAACUGGUAUGUCUGAAAAUCAAUUAGAAGCUAUUGGUCAUGGUUCUGGAUACCGGUAUUAUACAAAAAUGUCCUGGGAAUCCCCAAAUGAAGUAAGUCCAAUACAAAAUGUGGUCUUAUGUGCAGUUGUUUUAGAUGAAUGGCUAAAAGAAUUAGCUGCUAUUACACAAGAACAUGCCAUUAUAUCUCUCACAAAUAAUCUGGAAUUUAAAGUUUAAUGUGGUUUAAUAAAAUAAUAUGUGAUAUACUGCUAGACUUAUAUAUAAUAAACCAUAGUGUAGAGUUUAAAACCUUUAUCUAAAGUUAUUGAAGAGAAUAUAAAAAUAUUAUACAAAAUAUUGCUAUAGAUAUAAAAAUAAUAGUUUUUUUUUCAUUUUAGAAGUAUAGACAAAUUAGGGAAUAACAUCAAAACUUAUAGAUUUAUACAUUUUUAUUGAUGUUAUCCUUUUAGAUGCUAGUAAUUUUAGAAUUAUGUUAAAGAAAGAUAUACAAAACUUUUAUUGAAAUAAGCCUUUCUUGAAUAUUAAUAUUUAAACAGUAUCAGCCAAAUUUUAUUAUGAAGACUGACAUUUAGAGCAAUUUCCUAUACAAAUCUAUAUAUAUUAUAUUAGUAAACUAGUUAUAUAAUAAUUUUUUAUUAUAUAUGCUACAGUUGAAUCAAGUUUAUUUGAAAUUAUAUUUGAAUAUAUUUAAAUAAAAUGCAAAAAAAAAGUGCCAAAUUAUUACUUCAAUAUAUUGCAUAAUAUAAUUUAUACUUUGGAAAUUGUUCCAAAUGUUUUUAAAAUUGAAUGCAAUUAUAUUAUUAUGACAAAUUAAUUUUAUUUUAAAAAUACAAUACAUUGGCAAGUUUAUAAAUUUUGUUUUGAUUAAUAAUGGAUAAUAAUUGCGUAGCCUAUUCUUAUUGUACUUAAUUUAAUGUAUGAUUGCAAAAUCAUAAUAUAUAUCCUGAGUAAGAACUUAGUAGCACAAAAUAUUAUAUAAAUAUAAAAUUAUAUGUUUCAAAAUUCUAAAUGUUGUUAGAUAAAAUUGUAAAUCAAAAGCUAACAGAAACUAACAAUUCAUCUGUCUUGUA
Messenger RNA from Frieseomelitta varia, 4145 nucleotides. RefSeq names its product FHIP family protein AAEL005291. The coding region runs from base 256 to 3291 and encodes 1011 amino acids. The transcript is spliced from 13 exons. The record is from RefSeq and is a predicted model, not a curated record. NCBI's taxonomy places the organism in Eukaryota, Metazoa, Arthropoda, Insecta, Hymenoptera, Apidae.